Lodderomyces margitis is the source of this 1269-nucleotide messenger RNA. It is a transcript of the gene CSE4, whose product is annotated as centromeric DNA-binding histone H3-like protein. Lineage: Eukaryota; Fungi; Ascomycota; Pichiomycetes; Serinales; Debaryomycetaceae. The coding region runs from base 1 to 1269 and encodes 422 amino acids. Gene Ontology annotation, cellular component: nucleosome. The transcript has a single exon. Gene Ontology annotation, molecular function: DNA binding; structural constituent of chromatin; protein heterodimerization activity. The record is from RefSeq and is a predicted model, not a curated record.
AUGGCUGAUCAAUCAACAAAUGCCACAAAUCCAAGCACUACAAAUGCGGGCGGUAACAAUGCCGCAAGAGAAGGUGAAAUGACACCCCAAGAACGACAACUACAGGAACUAAGGAGACAAAGACAAGAAUUAAGACGUCAGCAACAACUAAGGGCACAGCAGCGAGCUCUGCAACAGCAAGGUACAGCAGCAUCGUCUACAGCAGGAUCACCAGCACAAUCGCCAUUUGUUCGAAGACCACAAGCAGAAGCCGCAACAGCAACAGGACAAAUGAGGUCGCCUUUCCAAUCACCAUUUGCUCGAACAAGAAGAGACCAACAACAACAUCAACAGGGGGGCCAAGCACAGCCAGAGAGUAAUAUACAAAGAAUAACAAGAGGAGGUGAAGGAUUGGUACCGAGCCCUGCUACUGGUGGAUUUGUGAGACCUUCACCAAGACCAGGUGCUGACAUAGCAGAGUCAUUGACUUCAAUACGGAGGACAAGUCGUUUUGAAGAGCGUCCUGGAGAUAUCACUAGGUCAGCAUCAACUUUUAUAAGGCGCGACGUAAGAUCAGAACAAUCACCACCAGUUUCAGCAGCUGCUGGCUCUGGAGGAGGGGGUGGCGGAUCAAACUUGCCUCCACCAUCGCCACCACCACCUAUUGCUGAACCUAGUGCGCAACUACCUCCACCACCAUCAAGACAACAACUUUCAUUCACCACAACUAACGCUGGAUCACCAGCAGGAGAACCAAGAAGAGUGCCACAUGCAGCAGCAUCACGAGGUACAACUGGCCGCAAGACGUUACCAGGGGCAUCUACAACAACAGCCUCUUCUUCAUCCAGACGACCACAGCAACAGCCAUCGACUUCAUCUAAUUUACGACAACGGCCCCGUCAACCAUCAGGCACAGCAUCCACAGCAGCUCGACAACAAGGAACCGCAACAACAAUUCGCACAAGAACAGCACCACGCGUGAAAAAGAGAUAUAGACCAGGCACUUUGGCCCUUCGAGAAAUACGUCAUUUCCAAAAAUCAACAGAUUUAUUAAUUCGUAAACUCCCCUUUGCUAGAUUGAUCAAAGAGAUUUCGCUAGAUUUCGUUGGUCCUGAAUAUGGAUUGAGAUGGCAACUGAAUGCAAUCUUGGCAUUACAAGAAGCCCUGGAAACUUAUUUGGUUCAUCUUUUGGAGGAUACAAAUUUAUGUGCCAUUCAUGCUAAACGAGUCACUAUUAUGCAGAAGGACAUGCAAUUAGCAAGAAGAUUGAGAGGCAGGUAUACUAUCUAG